AUGAAGGCACAGAACCAAACAACGGAGUUCAUCCUGCUGGGCAUCUCUGACAGGCCAGAGCUGCGGAUGCCCCUCUUUGUCUUCUUCCUGGCCAUGUACCUUCUGACCGUAACAGGGAACAUUCUCACUGUGGCCGCAAUCCAGUCGGAUGACCGCCUCAUUCAUACCCCCAUGUACUUCUUCCUCAGCUGCCUCUCUUCGGUGGAUGUGUGCUUUACCUCGGUCAUCAUUCCCACCAUGCUACUGAGCUUACUUGGUGGACAUGGCCAAGGAGGCACCAUUUCUUACGCCGGUUGUCUUACCCAGAUGUACUUCUUUUUGGCCUUGGGGAACACUGAUAGCUACCUGUUGGCAGCCAUGGCCAUUGACCGCUAUGUGGCCAUCUGCAACCCUCUCCAUUAUGCCACAGUCAUGAGCCACCGAUUGUGUCUGUUGCUGUUGGUUGGGUCUUGCUUGGUGUCGCAUCUCCACUCCCUCCUACAGACAGUCCUUGUCUCCUAUCUCACCUUCUGUGCUUCCAACAGGAUCCCCCAUUUCUUCUGUGACAUCCAGCCCUUACUGAAGCUCUCCUGCUCAGACACCAGUGUCAACGAACUGGUGGGAAUGACUGAAGCUUUUGCUAUCAUCAUGACUCCAUUCUUGACUAUCAUGAUCUCUUAUAUCCGCAUCCUGAUGUCUGUGUUGAGGGUACCUUCAGUCUCAGGAAAGCUCAAGGCAUUCUCUACCUGUGGAUCUCACCUGACUGUGGUGACCCUCUUCUAUGGGAGCAUUGUCUGGGUGUAUUUCCGGCCUUUGUCCGGUUACACAGCUGUUAAGGACAGGGUGGCUGCCAUCAUGUACACGGUUAUCACCCCCAUGUUGAACCCUUUCAUCUAUAGCCUGAGAAACAGAGACAUGCAGAGCGCCCUUAAGAAAGUGGUAGGGCGAAGGAGAAAUUAG
Molecule: messenger RNA, 939 nt
Organism: Eublepharis macularius
Lineage: Eukaryota; Metazoa; Chordata; Lepidosauria; Squamata; Eublepharidae
Product: olfactory receptor 1L6-like
Exons: 1
Coding region: 1-939 (312 amino acids)
Biological process (GO): G protein-coupled receptor signaling pathway
Cellular component (GO): membrane
Molecular function (GO): olfactory receptor activity; G protein-coupled receptor activity
Source: RefSeq, a predicted model, not a curated record